AUGGAAGCUGUCAAAAGAAGAAAAUUAGAGUUAGAGAAAAGAACUUCUUCUCAAAGAUUUGGUGGGUCAGACCAAAAUUCCGAUGGGAAUAGACCCAAUGAACCAGGUGCAGCUCAGCGUCGUAUUGCUGAGUUAAGAGAAAGAACCGCGAAACGAUUUAAUUCUUUUUCACCGCCCUCUGCUCCAUCUCAACAUACUGAGGGUGAUGUUGCAAGGGGAGGCUUACGGGUUGGCAUCCAUCCUGCCCUAUUGAAAGAUGACUCCUAUUCAUAUAACGGGAAUUCCGAAAAGCCUUCUGUACCUAACAAACCAGUACGGGAUAGUCCUAAUGUUUUACCACAGGAGCGUUCCGUUGAAAGUAAGAGGAAUCCGCUUUUAGAAGAUAUUGAAGCACCUAAAGUUGAAAACCUCCCUUAUUACGAUCCUAGAACAAAGGAAUCAAGACGUAGUCGAGCUCCUAGGGCUUUAUCUCUGAAUGCUUCUGGUAAAUAUAUUGAAGAAGCUGAACAAUUUCGACGUCAGUCUCAAUUAGAAGAGCUAAAGAAACGUGUUGCCUUGCAUUCCGAAAAGGCAGGAAUAAAUGACGAGCUUCUAGUGACCAGCAAAUCCAUACAUCGAGUUGAACCUCCUAGUGUCGAAUGGUGGGAUUUGCCCUAUGUUGUUGAUGAAUCAACUUACGGCGAUCAAUAUACUUGGAAAAUUUUUGAAAACAGUGAGACUAUAACAUCGAAUAUACAGCAUCCGAUUCCUGUUCUUCCGCCUUAUUUGAAAAACCAACCACCCUCCAAAUCUCUUUUCUUGACUAAAAAGGAACAAAAGAAAAUUCGGAGACAGACACGAGCUGAAGCUCGUAAAGAAAAACAAGAUCGCCAGUUGUUAGGAUUAGAGCCUCCAGAACCUCCAAAGGUUAAGCUUUCAAAUCUUAUGAAUGUACUAGGUGACGCGGCUAUUAAGGAUCCAACAAAAAUGGAAGCAGAGGUUAGAAAACAAGUUGAAGAGCGACGUCUUCGUCAUGAACAAAUGAAUGAAGAAAGAAAACUUGCACCGGAGGAGAGAAGGAAUAAAUUACUUAAAAAGCUGGAAGAAGAUGUUGCAAGCGGCUUGCAGUGUCUUGUUUUCAAAAUUAAAUACCUUGCACACAGACCACACCGUUUGAAAAUCGAUUUAAAUGCUAAACAACUGGGUCUUACAGGAGCAUGUAUACUAAACGACAAACUUAACUUGGUUAUCGUCGAAGGAGGAAGAAAGAAUAUUAAACAUUUUAAAAAGUUAAUGAUAAAUCGUAUAGAUUGGACAGAUACCUCAAGGAAUUCUAUAUUAGCCCAAGGAAAUAAGCUCGCUGAUAUGAAUGGAAGCACCAUACCUUAUAAUGAAAACACAUGUGAGUUAAUCUGGGAAGGUGAUCUAAGUAAACGAAACUUCUCAUAUUGGACGUUUCGAAAGUGUCCCACUGAAAAUGAAGCUCGACAAUCACUUGAACAACUAGGUAAUAGUGAGCAUUUUUGGGUUUUGGCUAAUUCGUGGAAUCGAGGAGAAGAUUUUGAUUAG
Molecule: messenger RNA, 1548 nt
Organism: Schizosaccharomyces osmophilus
Lineage: Eukaryota; Fungi; Ascomycota; Schizosaccharomycetes; Schizosaccharomycetales; Schizosaccharomycetaceae
Gene: prp3
Product: U4/U6 x U5 tri-snRNP complex subunit Prp3
Exons: 4
Coding region: 1-1548 (515 amino acids)
Biological process (GO): mRNA splicing, via spliceosome
Cellular component (GO): U4/U6 x U5 tri-snRNP complex
Source: RefSeq, a predicted model, not a curated record